AUGAAGCGCUUCCGCCACAAGCGGGCCGCCAGCGCAGUGCGCGUGGGGGCCGAGCCACCAGAGAAGAUUCCGAUCCGCAUCGAGCAACCGCUACUCGAUGGAGCGCCGCCCGCCAAAACUGACAGCCACCCGACGAGUCCCGGUGUAAAGCUCGGAGACGCCGAGGCGCGGCAGCUGUGGCAGUCGUACGAAGCCGUCACGAUGGAACUCGAGUUCGCCGCGGCCGUCGCCGCUGCCACCAAGGAGCGCCGCGAGUGCGAGAAAGCCUACUGGGCAACUGUCCUGAGUGCACGCGACGCCACGGUCGCAGCACAGACCCAGCUACUCCAGCGCCUUUGCACCGCUGCCGCUAGCCAAAACAUGCGCCUUGACGACGCAACGAUCCGAGAACUGGCGCCGUUCGUGGACCCGGCGCUGCUCUGCGCCAGCGGCGAGCAGGAAAAUCGAAAGUGCAAAGUCGACGUGAGUGGCCAGCGUGUGUGGCGCAGCAUUUACUGA
Molecule: messenger RNA, 498 nt
Organism: Saprolegnia parasitica CBS 223.65
Lineage: Eukaryota; Oomycota; Saprolegniomycetes; Saprolegniales; Saprolegniaceae
Exons: 3
Coding region: 1-498 (165 amino acids)
Source: RefSeq, a predicted model, not a curated record